AUGAAACGCCGAAAGCGGUGGCAGGGCCGGCUCCUGCUCGUCGUCGCGGCCUGCGCCGCGCCGGUCGUGGACGCCGGCGCCGCGCUCGACGCCGCGCGGGCCGCCGCCGCGGCCAAGAAAGGGUCCGCGAAGAAAGGCCCGUCCGCCGCCGACCGCGCGCGCGCGGCCCAGGCCCGCGCCACCGGCGCCAAGCCCGCCAAGGCCGACGCGCCGCGCGCCAAGAAAGACGCGCCGCGCACGGCGACGCCCAUCCAGGGCAAGCGGUCGGCGGCGGGCGAGAUCGCGGCGGCCAAGGCGGCGGCGGCCAAGGCGCGCGCGGCGGCGGCGGCCGCGCCGCCGCCGCCGCCGCCGCCUCCGCCGGUAGCGGCGAAGCCCCCACCUCCGCUCGAAGCCGAGGCCGAGCCGCCCAGGAAGGGCCUCUUCGGCUUCGGUUCCAAGGCCAAGAAGGAGGAACCGCCGCCCGCCGUCGUACCGGAGACGACCGCCACGACCACGGUAAAACCAGUGGAGCCCAACGAGACCCUAACAACGACGCCUCAAGCCAAGAAAACGGGCGUCGAGACGUCGGCGAGCGUCUACAAACGAUUAGAACAGGCGAACACGUCGCAAUUACUAGACCUGGUGCUCAAGGUCCCGCUCCGGUCCUUCGAGUUGGCGCACGACUCGCGGACGGGCCGAAGGCAGCUCGGUGCUUUAGGAGAAGAUCUGGAGUACUUCAUGCCCGAGGCCGUCAAUGUGGGCCGGCGGGCCUUCCCGGACCCCGACGACCCGCGCAAGGCCAUUUACGUCGAGAAUUUCGCCCACGUCGAUGCCACGGUGCUGUUCAUGCACUCGUUGGGUGCGACGCAAGAGUUGGCGCGGAGGCAGGAAGUCGCGGAACAGGCGCUCGUGACGCUCACGGACGCCGCGCAACGCACGCAGCAGCGGCUCGAAGUCGUGCGCAGGGCGGCGGAGGCCGAACGGGUCGCGGCCGACGCCGAGCGCAAUUAUACGUUGACGGAGCGGGCCGAAGCGGCUCGAUUGGAAGAGCGACGUCUACUAGCGGAAGACGAAGCGGAGAAAGAUGCGGUAGAAAGGCGAGGAAGAAGAGAGAACGAGACGCUCGCGGGCAUCGACGACGCUACAAGAAAGCGCAUCGAAGACGCCGACGCGAAGAUGCGACUAAGGCAGGUGCGAUCCUUAGAAUUGGAGGAGGAGACGGUAGCCCACGCCGAAGAGCUGAGGAGGCUGACCGACGAAGCGUUGGCCCGCCGCAAGCUCGAGGACGAAUUGGCCAUCGAGGCGCUGCGGGCCAAGGCCGAGCAGGCGCGAGCCGUGGCGGCGGAACGAGCGAAAGCGGAGAUGGAAAGAUUAAAUGAAGAUGUUAGACUGAGGGCCAUGCGUGCUAGAGCGGACGAAGCCAGAAGACGAUUAUUGGCGGCGAUCGCGUUAGCGUUCGACUACAUCGCACGCGGCGCCAUGACGUUGUUGGGGGAGGACCCGCGCAUGCUCGCUCAAUUAGUAGGUGCCGUGAUCGCGUGCGUGGCGGGGGCCUACUUUUCGCGCGAGUUCGCCAUAUUAGCGCGGAACCUCGCCGAGGCCUACUUCGGGCGUCCUAGAUUAGUGAGAGAGACGUCGCGCGUGCGGGCCGCGCGCCUGCGCGACCUGGCCUCUUUUGUGUUCGGCAAGGCCGUGCGGGCGCCGUUGGCCGUGGUGAAGGACCGCGCGCGCGUCGCCGGCGAGGAGGGUUUGCUAUGUGUACGCAUCGUCGUUGAUAGAACGGGCAAUGGGGCAUCCAUCAUCGGUUCCUGGCUGCGCGACGAGGGCACGACGCUGCUCGACGUCUGCCGGGCGCUCGGGCGAUUUGUGAAGAACGGGGCGCUGGCCCUCGUCGAACUGCUAGGUCUGAUUGCGUUCGCGGUGGCGGCGCGCUUGAAAGUGCUCGCAAAACGCAUCGCGCUUCCCAAAAACCAGGCGGCGGCGCGCUUGGCGGCUUUCGACCUCCGGGCGCAGCUCGCCGGCGUCGCUUCAUUUAGACGCAAGGACGCCGCGCGCAUGCGGGGAGAGCGGCGCGACGGAGCCCGCAAGGCACGCAUUGAUGCGGCCGAGCGGCGCCACGCGCGGCUAGCGAAGCGAAUCAAAACGAAGGACCGGCGCGCGGCCCGCGCGGCGGCGGCGAGAGCUUCUCGAAGAGCGCGUGUCGCCGACGCGCGCCGGGCGAGAAUUGAAGAGAAGGCCGAGGCGUUGGUAAAAAGGGAGACGGAUUUUCUGGAAGGCGUCGUCCUGCCGCCGGGCCUGCGGGAGCGCCUCGUGCGCCUCGCGACGGCGACGCGCAACGCGAAGCAGAACCGGAGCCCCUUCCGCCACAUGCUGCUGCACGGCCCGCCGGGCACGGGCAAGACGCUCUGUGCCAAGCGUUUAGCUAAAGCGACGGGCCUGGAGUACGCGCUGAUGAGUGGCGGCGACGUCGGCCCGCUCGGGCCCGAGGGCGUCACGGCGCUCCACGCCUUAUUCCGGUGGGCGCGGACGUCGACGCGAGGCGUGCUGGUGUUUAUCGACGAGGCCGAGGCGUUCCUCGCGUCGCGGGCCAACGGGAGAUUAACGGAGCACAUGAGGAACGCGCUGAACGCGUUUUUGUAUCAGACGGGCACGCAGUCGCCCCAUUUUGUCUUGGUGCUGGCGACGAAUCGCGCGUCGGAUUUAGAUGAAGCGGUGUUAGAUCGGACGGACGAGGAGAUCUACGUCGGGCUGCCGGACCUACCGGGGCGGCGGACUCUAGUUAGAUUGUAUUACGGCAUUUACUUAAGAAGGCUGGCGGAGCUGUCGACGUCUCGCUUAGCUAGAUUGUGGCGCGUCAUACGACGGCUGCCGGCACCGUUGAAGGUCGAAGAUGGAGUGGAUGAGGAAAAAACCUUCGACGCGAUUGCGGACGACACGCGCGGCUUCUCGGGUAGGGAAAUAGAGAAGCUGUUCGUGGCCGUGCAGGCCGUGGCUUAUGGUUCGGGCGGCGUGUUAGAUUUAGAUACCUUCCUCAGUGUAGUAAGACACAAGGUGGCCGAACAUAGAAACAAGGCGCUGAUGAACGACGCCGGCGACGCGCGGCCGCCGUCGGCGCUCAAGAAGCCGGCGCGGUCCUGGAUCACGGACGCCCAGGCCGGCUUGGACCACGAGGACUCUCCAAGUAGAGCCGAGGUCGUCUCCGUGUUUCUGGACGACGACGAGGAGUCGCUCUACGGUGAUGAAUCAGUGAUGGGCUUCGAGUCGCCCGAAGCUAGACUGAAGAGCCCGCCGGGCUCGGACCCGCGCUUCCGGUCGCCGCGCGCGCGCCGCGUGCGGUCGCCCGAGGCGUCGCCGGGGGGGCCGCCGAACUCGAACAAUCCUUUGACGCCGCCUCCACCAAAAGGCGACAGCCCGGGGCCCAUGCGCGACGCGCGGCAUACGCCCCGCAUGGCUCUGUCGUCGCCCUUCGAGGCGGCGAUCGCUAAACGAAGGGGCGAGGUCGAAUUCGCGGUCGAGGAGGAUAAAAGUGUGUGA
This is a messenger RNA of Pelagomonas calceolata, 3513 nucleotides long. NCBI's taxonomy places the organism in Eukaryota, Pelagophyceae, Pelagomonadales, Pelagomonadaceae. The record is from the annotation of a GenBank genome assembly.